GUACUCGUAAACAAAGUAUGAAAUGUUAUGAAAAUAAUAGUAGCGGCAUAUUCGAGAAAUGUUUAUGUGAAUACUGGACGUAUAUAUAAGAAUUGAGUAAUAACUAUUUAUUAUUUGAAGUUCAAACCGAUAAGAAUAAAUACUCACUACAAAACGUAAAUAUUACUAGAUAUCUGCAAUGACUUCCAUCAUCAAACUGCAUUGUCUCUCUGGUGCUGGUGAUGAAUCUCCACCAUGCUAUAUUUUACAAAUAGACGAAUUUAGGUUCCUUCUAGACUGUGGAUGGGAUGAAAAAUUUAAUAUGGACUUCAUUGAAGAACUGAAAAGGCAUUUAAACAACAUAGAUGCAGUACUUUUAUCUCAUUCAGACCCACUACACUUAGGGGCAUUACCAUAUGCGGUGGGCCAACUAGGUCUAAGUUGUCCCAUAUAUGCAACCUUACCAGUAUACAAAAUGGGUCAAAUGUUCAUGUAUGACUUGUACCAAUCUCACCGGAACGUAUCAGACUUUGACUUGUUCACUCUUGAUGAUGUUGACACUGCAUUUGAUAGGAUAACCCAGCUAAAGUAUAACCAGAGUGUGGAUAUGAAAGGAAAGGGUCUUGGCCUCAAAAUAACACCAGUACCAGCUGGUCACUUACUUGGUGGAACUAUUUGGCGCAUAGCAGCACCAGGAGAAGAAGAUAUUGUGUAUGCACCAGACUUCAAUCAUAAAAAAGAAAGGCAUCUUAACGGAUGUGAAAUAGAGAAGAUAAUGAGACCUUCUCUCUUGUUACUUGGGGCUAUGAAUGCGGAUUAUGUGCAGCCAAGAAGGCGGCUUAGAGAUGAGAAACUUAUGACAACAAUCCUAACAACAUUGAGAGGUGGUGGAUCCGUUCUGGUCUGUACCGACACAGCCGGAAGAGUUUUGGAGUUAUCACACAUGUUGGAUCAGCUGUGGAGGAACAAGGACUCUGGUCUGGUGGCAUACUCGCUACUACUAUUGUCUAAUGUUAGCUAUAAUGUGGUCGAAUUUGCGAAAUCUCAGAUUGAAUGGAUGAGUGACAAACUCACACGAGCCUUCGAAGGUGCCAGGAGCAACCCAUUUGCCCUCCGCCAUCUCCACCUGUGCCACUCAGUUGCCGAAGUGACAAGAACACCGGGACCAAAAGUGGUGCUUGCUUCAUUCCCUGACUUGGAAACUGGAUUUGCAAGGGAUCUGUUCCUACUGUGGGCUUCACACCCGCAGAACUCUAUUGUAUUAACAGCUAGAACAUCCCCAGGCACGUUAGCACGUGAUCUCCUGGAAAAGGGAAGCGACCGCACCAUAGAACUGACGGUCCGGAAACGAAUCAGACUGGAGGGAGCUGAGCUUGAGGAGUUCAUGCAGCAGCAAAGGAAUAAAGCCAAGGAGAUCGUCAAAGAAGAGACUGAUGGAGGGAUAUCAUCAGACUCGGAAUCUGAUGGUGAGCUGGAGAUGUGGGUAUUGACGGGCAAGCACGACAUUCCGGUGCGCGCCGAGAACCGGGCGGGAGGCUGUUUCAAGAGUAACAAGAGGCACCACGCCAUGUACCCGUGCCACGAAGAGAGGUCCCGGGCCGACGACUACGGAGAAGUCAUACGACCAGAAGACUACCGGCUGGCUGAGGUCGUUGACGCGGAGGGAGAGAUACGAGACGUGCCGCCCGCAGCGCCGCAGAGGAUCGAGCCCGAAGAGGUGAUGACGGAGAUCCCCAGCAAGUGUAUAUCGUCGGUGCGGCAAGUGAGCAUCCGAGCUAACAUCCAGUACAUCGAGCUGGAGGGUCGCUGCGACGGCGAGUCGCUGCUGCGGGUGUUAGCGCACGCCAAGCCGCACGCACUCGUGGCCUUGCGCGCUAAGAACGACGCCCUGGCCGCGCUGAGGAAACAUUGUGAAAGUGAAGGAAUAGAAAAGGUAUACACGCCAAAUAAAGGAGAUAUAAUCGAUGCGACGACAGAGUCACACAUCUAUCAGGUGAAACUAACGGACAGCGUGCUGUGUGGACUGCAGUGGCGUAGCGCGGGAGAUGCGGAGCUGGCGUGGCUCGCAGCGAUCGUAGCGCCGCCCCGCCAGCGAGAGGAACAGAACAAAAAGACCCAGACUGUAGAUGAGAUGGUGUCGUUGGAGCCGGCGGGCGCGGUUGCCAGCCCGCACACCGCCGCCUUCGUGAACACGGUGCGGCUCUCGGAGCUGCGGGCCGCGCUCGCCAAGCACGGGCUCAGCGCGGAGUUCAACGCGGGCGCGCUCGAGUGCUGCAGCGGCACCGUCGCCAUCCGCCGGUUCCACGCAUAG
Leptidea sinapis is the source of this 2290-nucleotide messenger RNA. It is a transcript of the gene CPSF2, whose product is annotated as probable cleavage and polyadenylation specificity factor subunit 2. Gene Ontology annotation, cellular component: mRNA cleavage and polyadenylation specificity factor complex. Gene Ontology annotation, biological process: mRNA 3'-end processing by stem-loop binding and cleavage. Gene Ontology annotation, molecular function: RNA binding. NCBI's taxonomy places the organism in Eukaryota, Metazoa, Arthropoda, Insecta, Lepidoptera, Pieridae. The transcript has 13 exons. The record is from RefSeq and is a predicted model, not a curated record. Bases 179 to 2290 code for a protein of 703 amino acids.